Molecule: messenger RNA, 1572 nt
Organism: Cylicocyclus nassatus
Lineage: Eukaryota; Metazoa; Nematoda; Chromadorea; Rhabditida; Strongylidae
Source: the annotation of a GenBank genome assembly
AUGGAAUCAGUGAAACAUGUGCACAAGAAAUACGCAUCAACUUCAAAAGUAGGAUCUGAUUGGAAGAAUAUCUAUGUAAUUAGCACUUUUGCCUUCGUCGAUGCCUUACAAUUCGCAUUCUUCGUUUGGACAUUUUGGCCAUACGUUCAACAGUUGGAUCCCAGCAUAUCCGCCUCGUUCAUUGGGCUGAUCAUGGCCGUUUCUGGUGUUGGAGAAGCUGUUGCUGCCCCUAUUUUAGGAUUCUGGACGAACCGAACUGGAGUGGUGGUUCCACCUCUCGUAGCCUCCGUGGUAAUGUCCAUAGUAGGAAAUAUUAUCUACAUGUCGUUGAACGAGGUACCUGUACCACUGAGGAAAUAUGGCCUUCUUGUCUCGCGAUUUCUCAAUGGGGCUGGAAGCGGCAAUCGUGGAACAUUUUUUGCCUACAUCGCUGCGGCAAGUGAACCAUCUGAUCGUUUCCGAUCUAUGGCCCUUUCUGGAGGUGGCGCCCUUAUAGGACUCAAUGUGGGACCAGCUGUUCAAAUGCUUUUCACAUGGAUUGGCUCGGAAGGCAUAGACAUCAAAUUUAUGCGAAUUUCCAUGUAUACAGCACCAGCCCUCCUAGCUUUAGCAAUCAACCUAGCAUGCGUAUUUUUGCUCGUAUUUUUCUUAGACGAUGGACUAGAUCGAUUCAAUGGUCCAGAUUCAGAUUCAAUCUCAACCUAUAGUAUUGCCGCAGCUGAGGAUUCGGACUUAGAAAAAUGUUCUGUGAAAACUAUCAGAAUGGACGUAGUAGCCGUUUGUGUAUGUAUGUGGACAAGAGCUGCUAGAAUGUUGAUCACAGCCAAUGUUGAGAGCAUCGGAUCACCUUUCUCACAAGUGAUGUUCGGCUUGGACAAUAAACAAGUGUUAAACUACAACGCAAUGAUGCAAGGGGCAGUUGGCGCUCUGACUGUUGUUAUGUUGUUGAUCUAUGUUUUCACUCCAUAUUCGAAAUGGAUCUCCGAGCGUCUUAACUGCACCAUAGCCAUGAUUGCUCUAUUAUUCUUCCACCUGCUCACCUACUCUUGGCCCUUCCUUGAGGGACAACUGCCCGGCUGCGCAAAAUUCAUGGACACCGAAAAUGGCACAGGACAGGGAUGGUCAUGGUGCGAGAGUCUGCGACCUAUCAACUUCUGGCUCUACUACAUCAGCUAUCCGCUGAUCUUCGGGCUGGCAUUGCCUUGUCUGAAUAACUCGCUGCAAUCGCUGUUCAGCCAAGUUCUUGGGAAGGGAAGACAAGGCACCAUGCAAGGAGUGAAUCAGGCUGUAGGCUGCAUUUCUCGCAUCUGUGGACCUCUGCUCAUGUCGACCACCUUUUCCAACUUUGGACCACGAGCAACUUGGCUUAUCGAGAUAGUUCUUAUCGCCGUAUGUCUCUUCAUCUGGUUGGGGGUCUAUCGCCGACUGAUGCCAGCUGUGGAAGUCAAACAGAGAAAAAUUACCGUAGCCACCUGUGGUACGGUAAAUUCUGCGUUCAGAAAAAGUAGUAACUCAACUGAGAUCUCAGAGCUGGAUUCUGCAAACACCACCGUUUCUAAGCAGUUAACUUAA